AUGGGUUAUUUGCGUAGGAAUGCCAGAAUUUCAAGAAUCGAAAGGAAAACUAAUGAUGACGUAAGAGCUGGAAUGAAGGCAAAUGAUACAGUGAUAGAUAGAAUUGAAAGAAAAGCAUUAAAAUGGCACGUAGAUAGGAUGAGAAUGCCAGAUCAUCGGUGGCCAAAGAAGGUUUAUGACUGGAAACCACCUUGCAGACGUAAGCGCGUAAGACCACGACGUUCUCGGACAGACCACAUAAAUGGAGUAAUGGAACAUCGCAGCAUCGACAAGGAAGAUUCUCUGGAUAAAGAGGCUUGGCGGAGGAUAACAGGAAUACAACAAGAUGUUGUUAUUAAUUAA
Messenger RNA from Schistocerca cancellata (South American locust), 342 nucleotides. RefSeq lists its product as uncharacterized. The transcript has a single exon. The record is from RefSeq and is a predicted model, not a curated record. Lineage: Eukaryota; Metazoa; Arthropoda; Insecta; Orthoptera; Acrididae. Bases 1 to 342 code for a protein of 113 amino acids.